This is a messenger RNA of Exaiptasia diaphana, 1621 nucleotides long. Its product is annotated as ubiA prenyltransferase domain-containing protein 1-like. The coding region runs from base 289 to 1341 and encodes 350 amino acids. Gene Ontology annotation, cellular component: endoplasmic reticulum; Golgi membrane. The record is from RefSeq and is a predicted model, not a curated record. Gene Ontology annotation, biological process: vitamin K biosynthetic process; menaquinone biosynthetic process. Lineage: Eukaryota; Metazoa; Cnidaria; Anthozoa; Actiniaria; Aiptasiidae. Gene Ontology annotation, molecular function: prenyltransferase activity. The transcript is spliced from 2 exons.
UGAUAUAAACUGACAUUGACACUAAACGAGCCAGCGAAAUGCGAACAAUCAAUAGUUACUGUUUUGAACCAACGAUGACAAAACACCUGUCUUUUUGAAAAGUUAGAACAAAAGAGAGUUUAAAAAUCCCACACACACUUCCGCCGGAGAAAGAAAAUACCAAACAAACCAUCUUUUGCCACGUGCCUUAUCGUUAUAGGGUGUACUACGAAUCAAAAGAGUGUAUAAAAACAUCAUAUAAAAUUCAACGAAUAGUCUGCUCUAAACCUACAAUAAUUACGUCUCAAAAUGACGGCAACAACAGAAAACGAAACCUCGACAUUCAAAAUCAAAUUGAAAAAUUAUUUGCUUUCGAUGCGACCRUGGUCUUUCACCGCUUCUGUUGUCUCGAUUCUGCUUGGUAAUGUUCUCGCAUGGAARMUUCAAAACCGGUUUGAUUUYCGACUGUUCUUUUUGACUUUAACGASCAUUCUCUCAACACAUGCGGCUGGUAAUCUCGUCAACACUCUGUACGACUUCAAAAAUGGCAUUGAUACCAAAUUAUCGGAUGAUAAGACUCUCGUGAAGAAAAUCCUYCAACCAAGAGAAGUCAGAAGUCUCAUUCACAUUUGUUACGAAAUGGCUAUCGCUUCWUUUCUCGUUAUUUGCCUCGGSUUUCCACAUGUCAGCRUAAAACUCUGUCUUCCCUUAUUUAUGGCUGGAAUUCUCUCCUCCUUCGUUUAUACUGGGAGYGUGGGACUUAAAUACAUUGCUAUGGGAGAUGUUUUGAUCUUCGUGGCAUUCGGUCCUGUUAUAACCUCAUUUACCUACACUGUUCAAACUGGGAUGUUUUCGAGCCUUUGUGUAUUCUGUGCGGUUCCUUUGGCCUCGCUCACUGAGGCCAUUCUUCAUUGCAACAACAUCCGGGAUUUCGAAACGGACAAGAAGGCUGGUAUCGUUACCAUGGCAAUCCUACUUGGCCAAUCCAAAGCCAGCACRCUGUAUUCAGGUCUUUUGUUCAUACCAUAUGUAAUAGUGGCGAUACUAGCUUUGCUGCAAUCUUAUUGGCUACUCCUGCCUAUACUUUCGUUGCCAUUAGCAACAAAACUAAGCAAUGAAUGUUGGCAUGGUUACAACACARGUAACUAUGAUGACAGUAGAUGUGACCAGGACAGCAGCAAUUGUGAUAAUGGUAGCAAUGCAAGCAGCCAUGACGAUAACCAUAGUGGCCAUAGUGACAAGAGUUACCAUGACAACCAUAAGCAUCACCAUGGAAACUUAGAUAACAUUCCACAGAAGACAGCAAUGCUUAAUCUAGUGUUUGGUAUACUUUAUGUUGGUGCUUUUUUAAUUGCAAUGUAGUAGAAAUAGUAUAGAAAUAAYCAAAUAUUGUUUAAAAAUUAUUCUAACUAAUAAAAUUCAUUUUAGGUAUAUUUGCUAUAACUCAUCUUURGAUAGGCUUUUCGCACAUCUAAAUGUGAUGUUGUCUGAGCCUGCAUCAGCAGUAUUACCCAUUCUGUCAAAAAAUAGAUAAAAAUAUUUCAAUAUUAGUUUAUUGAUAGUUGGAAUAAACAAAAAUGUCAUGAAAGAAUAGACUGAUGAAUGAAAGGAUGGAUGAAUAAAUUAAUACAUAUUUAUGUUA